This is a messenger RNA of Aspergillus aculeatinus CBS 121060, 1001 nucleotides long. Its product is annotated as SRPBCC family protein. The coding region runs from base 84 to 1001 and encodes 305 amino acids. The transcript is spliced from 2 exons. Lineage: Eukaryota; Fungi; Ascomycota; Eurotiomycetes; Eurotiales; Aspergillaceae. The record is from RefSeq and is a predicted model, not a curated record.
CGUUCUUGUUUCCUCUCUCAUCUUCCCAAAAUUACAUUCUCUUUUCUCACUCCCCUAUCGCUCAUCGAAGUUCCAUUUUCAUCAUGUCACCACCAUCAUACAUUCGUCUCCAGCCAUUCUCCUUUUCCGUCUUACCGGACCAUCCCUCUCUCACUCAGAUGCCAACUCGACCACCCCUGCGCGACUUCCUCCACGACAUUCUGACCGAAGCUCAGUCCUUCGUGUCUGCCAUUCCGACCACUUUCCAUCCUACCCAUAAACCACGCCGUUCACCCCCAGCUGCAGCCCCUGUCCUCCUCUCGACAUGCUCGCUCCCCAAAGCCUGCUCUGGCACGGGUCCCAAGAAGACAAAGAAGCAGCAGCAGCAGCAGCAGCGCGGCUCUGAGUUUUGGAUUUGUCGCACAAGCGUGCACGAGAACGCAGCCCGCGAUGGCACCGCAUCUUCAACGGAGUUUCGUGCCGGGCUGAGGGAGAACCAUUCCGCACAUGAGAUGGAGUACACGCCUAGCGUAACCGCCGUCGAGACAUUGCUGGAGUGGCCAUCCCAGUCAGUGAUCGAAGGUGGGUGGCAGCGGGUGGAAACCCAUGUAAAUGUUAUUACCCAUACCUUCCAUCCGAGGACUCUCAUCGCCCCGCGCACCUUCAUCGUUCUUGUCGUCUCCGCGGACCAACCGAGCGAUCGGAGCGGCUUUGCUACCGUGCAAAUCCCACUGUCUUCGACUGUGGAGCCGGCCGAGACCCUGUCAGACUUUCUCUUUGCUGUCACGGCCGCCCAGCCCCCAAAUGCGAUACUUGCCGCGUACGCGAGUGUCGAACAGGUGCUGUUCACUUCUUCCGAGACGGACACCGACGUUGUCACCUGGACAAUGGCCACCACCUCUGAUGCUGGCGGUGCCAUCCCGAGCUGGGUGCAACGAAGCUGGACUCUGGGCGGAGCCCCAAAGGCUGUAGUGGCGGAUGUUGGCUUGUUCAUGAAAUGGGUAGCCAGCAAAAGGUCAUAA